This is a messenger RNA of Gadus chalcogrammus (walleye pollock), 4758 nucleotides long. RefSeq names its product endoplasmic reticulum oxidoreductase 1 beta (gene ero1b). Gene Ontology annotation, biological process: protein folding in endoplasmic reticulum. NCBI's taxonomy places the organism in Eukaryota, Metazoa, Chordata, Actinopteri, Gadiformes, Gadidae. The record is from RefSeq and is a predicted model, not a curated record. The transcript has 16 exons. Gene Ontology annotation, cellular component: endoplasmic reticulum membrane; endoplasmic reticulum. Gene Ontology annotation, molecular function: FAD binding; thiol oxidase activity; protein-disulfide reductase activity. Bases 1058 to 2437 code for a protein of 459 amino acids.
AGUAGGGUGCUGUUGGAACUCUGUUUCUCCUUACAUCUGAGAUGACCCAUGAGCCCAUGUCAGGAAGACCUCUAACAUCAAAGGUCCACAAAGCUUCUGGCAUCUUCUGUUGUUUUAUGUGACGUCACACCUGGACGAGUGAUGACGGCCAACUGAACUAGACUCACACCUUUGUAUAAACACGAUACAGUAUAACUAGAUGUAAACACUUUUGAAACAAGAUAUAACUACGAUGUUACACUAUAUUAACACAAUAUUUAUAUUUAUGGCAUCAGUGCCUUUAUGCCAUCACCAGCCAUAUAUGAGAGAAAUCAGAAAAAACCUUCAACAUGUUGGGGUUGUCUGAACAGCCUUCAGCGAAGUCACAAACGAAUAUUAUCUUGUCCGUUUAAGAGAAAUAGUUUUAUACAAUAGUUAUAUUUCCAUGUGAACUCAUUCUGUAAGUUGCCUUUCUGAUUACAGUGUGUUUAUUUCUCUUGAAUUUAGUCUAUGUAGAAUAUAUAGUUCCAUGUCACAGAAGCGUAUACGUGUCGAUCUCUACCACCCUUUAUAGACUAUUGAUCUUACUAAUGUUUCAAGUACCUAUCCGCUAAAGACACGUUUCAAAAGCUCAAAUUCACUUAAUAAAUAAGAAGCACUUUAAACACUGGACGCAAUGUGAUUUUUGAAGUACUGUUAUUAACUGUUUCUCAGGCAGCGUGGUGUGCUCUGAUUGGCUACACGGGAGGCUUGCCCAUUGUUUAUCUCUGGGACUUGUAGUCUUUCCAAUAAGAACAAGCCGUUGCCUACGAUUCAUGUCAGCACUUUAUUCAACUACAGUCGUCCAUCUUUAGGGCAGGGCUACGUUUGACAGCACUUGACGCUCAUUUGUGUUUGGAGGCGGGGCCAAAGCAGGAAUAAAACACUAGACAUGUUCCCAGCAGCUGUCAGUUCAGAAGUUUCAUUCAUUAAUGAGAGGAAAACUGUUGAGUAAGUGCAAGACUCAAGUGCCAAAUGAAGUGUUGUGCAUUCAGCGACGCUGGAGUAGAGUAGUGAACAAGGGACAGCUUUCUGCGCUAUGAUCGGCCGAACUCUGUCCAUAUGGUACGGGGUCUUCACCUGCUUGGCGGUGAUAUCUGGACGUCUCUACCCCGAGCUGACAGGGGUGCUGGAUGACUGCUUCUGUGACAUCGAGAGCAUCGACUCCUUCAACAACUUCAAGAUCUACCCCCGUGUCAAGAGGCUGACCGAGAGAGACUUCUUCAGAUACUACCGGGUGAACCUGAAGCGUCCAUGUCCUUUCUGGCCCGACGACGGACACUGCUCCAACCGAGACUGCAACGUGGAGCCCUGCCCAGAGAGUAUGAUUCCUGUGGGAAUUAAGUCGGGGAACUUCAACAAGUACUCAAAGGCAGCCGCUCCUGUGUCUGAUGUGGCGUCAUGUGAGCGGCCCACAGACCUCGGAGCCAUCAACAGCAGCCUGAGUAACCAGAGUAAAGAGGCCUUUGUGGACUGGGAUCGUCACGACGACGCACAGGACCACUUCUGUGAGAUAGAUGAUGAGAGCUCUCCAGAUGCAGCCUAUGUGGACCUGUUGCUGAACCCAGAGCGAUACACCGGGUACCAGGGUCCUUCUGCCUGGAGGGUCUGGAACAGCAUCUACGAGGAGAACUGCUUCAAACCUCGAUCAGUGUACCGACCUUUGAACCCACUGGCUCCUACCAGGGGAGACGAUGAUGGAGAAGGAUUCUACAACUGGCUGGAAGGGCUGUGUCUGGAGAAGAGAGUCUUCUAUAGGCUCAUCUCUGGUCUUCACACCAGCAUCAACAUGCACUUGUGUUCCCAGUAUCUGCUGGAUGAGGGGUGGGGCAAGUCGGUGUGGGGUCCCAACGUGCAGGAGUUCCGCCAGCGCUUCGACCCGGCGGAGACCAAGGGCGAGGGCACGCGGCGCCUCAAGAACCUGUACUUCCUGUACCUCAUCGAGCUGCGGGCGCUCUCCAAGGUGGCGCCCUACUUCGACCGCUCCUUCAUCAACCUGUACACGGGCAACAACCAGGAGGACGGGGCCACCAAGGACCUGCUGCUGCAGAUCUUCAACGAGACCAGGGCCUUCCCCAUGCACUUUGAUGAGAGCUCCAUGUUCGCUGGGAAGAAGCUGGAGGCCAAGAUAUUAAAGGAGGAGUUUCGACUCCAUUUCAAGAACAUCUCCAGGAUAAUGGACUGUGUAGGCUGCAGUAAAUGUCGUCUGUGGGGAAAACUACAGACCCAGGGUCUGGGCACGGCCCUGAAGAUCCUGUUCUCUGAGAAGGAGAUCCAGAGCCUCACUGAAAACAGCCCCUCCUCGGCCUUCCAGCUCACCAGGCAGGAGAUCGUGGCCUUGCUCAAUGGCUUCGGCAGGCUCUCCACCAGCAUCCACCAGCUCCAUGUCUUCCGCUCCUUGCUGAAGGGGAAGAGGUAGCGGUCCUCCGAGCCAGCAGGUGGCGCCAGUCCCUAGGGAACUGCAAUAGUCUCAUCCAGGAUGAGGCCUCCUUCAGGGACCCUCUCUUACUGUAGUCCACAUGCCCCCCGGCCUGCGGUGUGCCCCCCAGUCCUUCCCACAACGCCUGCUGAUCCCUCGCUUCUCCUUCCGUCAAAUUGGGACAAAACUCUGCUUUUGAAUAGUUUCUUCUUCCUGAGCGGUGGAACUAUAGCGCCCCCUAGAGGCUUUCAUCUGUAUGAAGCGGGGCCUCGCCCCUCGGGAUGACAACAUGCUCACAAAGAACAGGAACAGCACCCCACCCCCCCCCCCCCUCCAGUCCUCUGAUAGGCUGUUGCCCUUUUGAGGAUUCCUGCUGCAUUAUGCUUCUCAGGCUGUGUGUGUGUGUGUGUGUGUGUGUGUGUGUGUGUGUGUGUGUGUGUGUGUGUGUGUGUGUGUGUGUGUGUGUGUGUGUGUGUGUGUGUGUGUGUGUGCGCGUGCGUGUACCUUGGGACGUGUGUGUGUUUGUAAGCCCCUGCGGUUGCUGUGAAUGAUCAACAGUUGCAGCUAUGAUUAUUGAAAGCUGUGAUGGAAUCCAUUCUUAAGAAAUAUCCUCCAUCGGAUAGCACAUGAAACUUGUGCUGUUUUAUAGUUCUUUGUAUUCUGUGAAGCGAUUCCCUCUCGGAAUCAGUCUGUCUCCAGCUUGGCCGGGCUGUUGUAAUGCUGUGCCUCCUUUUGAUUUAGUUUUUUGUCGUCUUUGAGCACGAUGUUUAGUGCUAACGCUGAAGGCUACUCCUCUGAACCAUAGCAAAGCUGUCUUUUUCCAAACGCAACGUAGAACAAGCAUAGGACCCCCCUCACUUCCCUUUAGUGAUGGUGUUUCCUAGGAAACGAGGAGGGUGGGGUAGAGCUGAUGGACCAAAGUGAAGUUUGUUACGUCUCUUAUUUAUUCUGGUGGAUUUUGUGUGUAUAUUGUGGUUUUGAUUUGAUUUACUUUAGUUCAUUUGGACCUGGCCGAGCCCUUCUGACCUCUUGACCUCUGCUCAGCAGGGUGCAGAAAGAGAAACAUGCUAGCAAGACAUGCUAACUUCUCCGCAGUUGAUACCAUUCUACAGUCAAGCAAUGUUAGGUGUGUGUGUUUCUGUUUGUGUGUGUGUGUGUGUGUGUGUGUUUGUCUGUCUCCAUCCCUCACAUUCCACAUGUCUGCCUUAAGAACCAAGCAAUCAUUGAUUUGAACGCCUGCUUGUGGUUCUGGUGUUUCCGUCUGGUUUCUCCACGUCUGCUCGUGACUGUGUAAACGUGGGAGUUGUAUUUAUUUGAACAGAGUAAUGAAUAAAUCUAAUUUCCAGAUGGCAGCAGUUGUCGUCCCUUUUAUUGUGUCCAAAUACAAAGCAGGUGUGAGACCAAAGGUGUAGUAACUAGUUGAGUGUACUAGUUGAGUGUGGUAACUAGUCACCAGUUGGGGGUAGUAACUAGUAGUCUAGUUGAGUUUAGUAACUAUCAGUCACUUGCUGAGCAGCUGAGUAACUAGUUAUCACUACUUGAGAGUAGUAACUAGUAGCAGCUAGUAUUUUGACCACUGAAAUUCUUUUAUUUUCACGACACUACACAGAUCCAAAGACACAAAAACAGCUCUUGGCUAACGUCAAACCGGUUCUUUGUAAACUGUUCAAACGUGCUAAACCAUAGAACCAGAUCAGUGUUAUCUAUGUUACCUAUCUGUUUGUUUGAAAAUGGAAAAAAAAUAUCAAUCUUGUUUGGCUCUUGUAGUCAGGUUCGAUACGCUUGUACGGAUCAGUAUCAGUACACCCGCUAUUUCUUCAUACAGCUGUGACUUCUGCUGGUCCUGCUGUUCCUGGUCUCUCCUGCUUCCCCUCCUGGUCCUGAUUGCCUUCAGACGAUGCUCUCUGGUGGUUGGAACCAGUGACAUGUCUGGACCGGUCCUGGAUACUAGUUUGCAAUCAUCGUGAUGCAGCAAGAGGUUCUGAUGGAAUUGUCUGUGUCACCGUCAGUGAUGGCAGCCAAUAACUGUCCAUGGUUCACUGUGCACGUCAUACUGUGGCCUGGCCAUUAACAGCACAACCUCGACAGCAAAACAUUCCUCAAACAGUGAUUUCAAGUCUUGCUGAAAUGCUUCCCAGAGUUUAUUAAAUAAAGAUCAUAAGAAACAUUGAACCAAAGCUUCUACCACUACUACUACUACUACUAGUUUAACCCCAGACCAGAGAUGUUGGUCAGAACCUUCAGAUUGUCGCAAGUGUGAGCAUGCAGCACAUUCUGACAACAAAAUAAUUCACAGAUAUACAGAUGGACAUAUCUGAAGU